Cicer arietinum (chickpea) is the source of this 1656-nucleotide messenger RNA. RefSeq names its product 1-aminocyclopropane-1-carboxylate synthase 7-like. Gene Ontology annotation, molecular function: pyridoxal phosphate binding; transaminase activity. Gene Ontology annotation, biological process: amino acid metabolic process; biosynthetic process. Lineage: Eukaryota; Viridiplantae; Streptophyta; Magnoliopsida; Fabales; Fabaceae. The record is from RefSeq and is a predicted model, not a curated record.
CUCUCUAUCAUACCAUUUUCUCUCUCCCUAGCUAACUAGCUUUGCCUCCUUCUUCUCUCUCUUUCACACACAGUUUUUUAGCAAGCUAGGAAUUAAUUAAGCUAGUUAGUAAAAUGAGUAUUGAGAUUGUACAAGAGCACCCUAGUGUUGAACUUUCAAGAAUUGCAAUUUCUGAAACUCAUGGAGAAAAUUCUCCUUACUUUGCUGGAUGGAAAGCCUAUGAUGAAGACCCUUAUCAUGAAUUAACCAAUCCAUCUGGAGUUAUGCAAAUGGGCUUGGCUGAAAAUCAAGUGUCAUUUGAUUUGCUUGAAAAGUACUUGGAAGAAAACUCAGAGACAUCAUCAUGGGGAAAAGGAGGUAGUAGUUUUAGAGAAAAUGCAUUAUUUCAAGACUAUCAUGGAUUAAAAUCAUUCAGAAAAGCAAUGGCAAGUUUCAUGGAAAAAAUAAGAGGAGAGAGAGCAAAAUUUGAUCCUGAUAGAAUAGUACUCACUGCUGGUGCUACUGCUGCUAAUGAACUCUUAACAUUCAUCCUUGCAAAUCCAGGAGAUGCUUUACUUGUUCCAACUCCAUACUAUCCAGGAUUUGAUAGAGAUUUAAGAUGGAGAACAGGAGUAAACAUAGUUCCAAUCCAUUGUGACAGCUCAAACAAUUUUCAAAUAACAGUUGAAGCAUUAGAAUCUGCAUACAGAAAUGCAGAAUCAAUGAACACAAAAGUAAAAGCAAUACUAAUAACAAAUCCAUCAAAUCCAUUAGGCAUAACAAUUCAAACUUCAGUCCUCGAAUCGAUACUAGACUUCGCGACUCGCAAGAACAUACACCUAAUAUCAGAUGAAAUCUACUCAGGAUCAGUUUUCUCAUGUGAUGAAUUCACAAGCAUAGCAACUGUACUCGAAUCUCGGCGUUACAAAGACGCCGAGCGAGUUCACAUUGUUUAUAGUCUUUCAAAAGAUCUUGGACUACCUGGUUUUCGAGUUGGAACAAUUUAUUCAUACAAUGAUAAAGUUGUUACAACAGCUAGAAGAAUGUCAAGUUUCACAUUAAUUUCAUCACAAACACAACAACUUUUAGCAUCAAUGUUAUCAGAUGAAAAAUUCACUGAUAAUUAUAUCAAAAUAAACAGAGAAAGACUUAGAAAAAGAUAUGAAAUGAUAAUUGAAGGUUUGAAAAAUGUUGGAAUUGAAUGUUUGAAGGGUAAUGCCGGAUUAUUUUGUUGGAUGAAUUUAAGUCCUAUGAUGGAAAAUCAAACAAAAGAAGGUGAAUUAAAAAUAUGGAAUUCAAUUUUACAUGAAGUGAAGCUUAAUAUUUCACCUGGGUGUUCUUGUCAUUGUUCAGAACCAGGUUGGUUUAGAGUUUGUUUUGCAAAUAUGACUCAACAAACUUUGGAAAUUGCACUCAAAAGAAUAUGUGAUUUCAUGAAUAAUAAGGACAGAAAGGAUAUACAAAGUUAAUUUAUUUUGUAAUACUUUUAUUUUAUUUUAUUUUAUUUUUAUUUUUAUUUUUUCAAAUGGUUGUGACCAUUUUGAUAAAUUCUUUUUAUUCAUGUAUGAUAUCAUCAUGAAAUUAAGCAGAUAAUUAUGUAAAGAUGAAUAUUCAAUUCAAAUGUAUCAAUCCUUGUUUGCUUGCUUAAUUACUUAAGCAAGUUCUUUAGAAAUUUAA